Malus domestica (apple) is the source of this 465-nucleotide messenger RNA. NCBI's taxonomy places the organism in Eukaryota, Viridiplantae, Streptophyta, Magnoliopsida, Rosales, Rosaceae. The record is from RefSeq and is a predicted model, not a curated record.
AUGUAUACCCCGUGCAGCAAGUACGACGUGUUCUUGAGCUUUAGGGGCGAAACACGCAAGGGCAUCACGGACCACCUCUACUGUACAUUGAAAGACAACAAGUUCAAUGUCUUUCUGGACGAGGACGAAUUAACUAGAGGGGAUGCUAUAACAGAAAAACUGAAGCAAGCAAUCGAAGGGUCCAGACUUGCUGCCAUCAUGUUCUCAAAGGGGUAUGCGGAAUCCAGAUGGUGUCUUGAGGAGCUGGUGGAGAUCAUGGAGUGCAGAAGAACACUGGGUCAACUUGUUUUUCCGAUUUUCUACGAUGUUGAUCCUUCAGAUGUCAGGCAUCAGACUGGUAGCUUUGCAACGGCGUUUAAGAAUCAUAAACAAAAGUUCAACGAAGGAGUGGUCCGAUCGUGGAGAAAUGCUCUUAAUACAGCUGCAGGGUUGAGCGGCGAGGAUUUUCGAGUGACUGACGGGUAA